Messenger RNA from Tarenaya hassleriana, 839 nucleotides. RefSeq names its product calcium-binding protein CML19. The transcript is spliced from 7 exons. Gene Ontology annotation, cellular component: centriole; centrosome. Gene Ontology annotation, biological process: mitotic cell cycle; centriole replication. Gene Ontology annotation, molecular function: calcium ion binding. The record is from RefSeq and is a predicted model, not a curated record. The coding region runs from base 181 to 708 and encodes 175 amino acids. NCBI's taxonomy places the organism in Eukaryota, Viridiplantae, Streptophyta, Magnoliopsida, Brassicales, Cleomaceae.
UGAACUAGUCGCUUUCACGACAAAACACAAGCUUCAUCAUUGUUCCUUUUUUUCCCAAUCCACAAGUUCCAUCCAUAAAUUAGCUCGAACCCUAAAAAACUAAUCUGAAUCUUUAUUCCUCUGAAUUUUUCCGGAGAAAAUCCAGAUCGGUCGGAUCGUCUCUUUCUUCUCCCCCAAGAAAUGGCGAGUUUCAUGUCGGGAGGAUCGACGCUAAGGAAAGGUUCGGCAGCACCCAGAGGGAGGAAUCACGGAUUGACGAAACAGAAGAGAAGAGAGAUCAGAGAGGUCUUUGAUCUCUUUGACAUCGACGGUUCAGGCACCAUUGAUGCCGCCGAGCUCAGCGUUGCUAUGCGGACUCUCGGUUUCGAGAUCAAUGAUGAGCAAAUAAACGAAUUAAUGGCAGAAGUGGAUAAAGAUCGAAGUGGAGCAAUUGAUUUCGACGAAUUCGUACAAAUGAUGACAACUAAGCUCAGCGAGAGAGAUUCCAUGGAAGAGCUCUCCAGAGCUUUUCAGAUCAUCGACCACGACAACAAUGGGAAGAUAUCUUACCACGAUAUAAAGUAUAUGGCGAAGGAGUUGGGAGAAAAUUUCACGGACAGGGAGAUAGAAGAAAUGAUACAAGAAGCAGAUCGUGAUGAAGAUGGAGAAGUCAACUUCGAUGAGUUCAUGAAGAUGAUGAGAAAGACAUCUUUCCGUUAUCACAACUAAAUUCAUACAUAUAUACAUAUAUAUGUAUUGGCGGUUGUAUAAUGUAACAAGUGUGUCGUAUAGUAUGAUUCUAUUCUAUUAUUUGCUUGAAUAAUGCGCACAGUCCGUUAAUCAUUUGAUUUUGGGUAUCA